Messenger RNA from Ixodes scapularis (black-legged tick), 4269 nucleotides. Its product is annotated as tudor domain-containing protein 5. Lineage: Eukaryota; Metazoa; Arthropoda; Arachnida; Ixodida; Ixodidae. Gene Ontology annotation, biological process: spermatogenesis. The coding region runs from base 467 to 3913 and encodes 1148 amino acids. The transcript is spliced from 22 exons. The record is from RefSeq and is a predicted model, not a curated record.
AGAAUCCAAUAUCGGACAACCCAAUCCAUGUAGGAAGAAAAGUAUUGACAGGCGUGCCGCGUGACAAAUUUUUGUUUAGGAAGUUUCGGAAUUUUUUAAAUUUUAGACGACGGUAUGAGCGAGGCGCAAAGGAAAUUUGCAUGGUCGGUAUUGUGACUACCUUUAUACCGAAGCUUUGUAAUGAUGCCAAAAUAAGCGCGCUGUGUUGUGCUGACACGAAUAUCAGUAACACCGCUGAGCUAGCUAGAACCCAAAAGUGUUCUACCGUGGUUUGACGUACCCAAUGCCACAUCCGCGGCUUCGAUUCGCGUUAUUUUACGAACUCAACUAGACCCACUUAAGCGAAACAGAUAAAUGUUGUAGGCGGACACUCGCAAAAACAUGCAACAGUGACUGCGCGCUCGUCUUGCGCGCGCGACGCGUGAUAAUUCGUUCUUGUCGCAGAGUGUGAGAGCAGUGAAGAAAAAUGUCAUCGAGACAGGAAGAACUGGAGACAGUGAAGGCAAUAAUUCGGGCCCUACUGAUCGCCGACAAGCGGACUUUCACCGUUCGGCAGUUCAUCAACGAAUACAGGAGCAGUGAGGGACAGAACUUUCCCUACGCCAAGUUCGGGCAUUCCGACCCGCUGAACUUCCUCAGGAGUCUCACGGACACCGUUCAGGUCUACCAGUCCGGCAGCGAGUUCUACGUCAAGCCCAAUGUCACCCAAGACGUGCAGCACGUCCAGAAACUGGUCAGCCGUCAGAAAGAUUCGACGUCGAAACCGACUGCCACAACGCAGCGACGCUACAACCGGUUCCCGUCUUCGAUGAUGCCGCCGCAGCGGUUGGGGCCGCCCUUGCUGCCGAUGCAGCCGCCGCAGAGGCAGGGCCCACCGCCGAGGUUGUGCCCGCCGCCGCCGCCGACGACUCAGCAGUUGAUGAGGGUAAAGAGUAACAUCAAGGAGCUGCUGAGCACCUGCGUCGACGGUAUCACCCUGGGCCAGCUGGAGGAAAUGUACGCCAGGAAGCACAGCACGGGCAUCAACUACACACUGUUCGGACACGCCAGUCUGGAGAGCUUCGUCUUCAGCAUGUCGGACAUACUCUGCGCCCUCAGGAGCUCGCUCGGAGUCGUGAAGAUCUUCCGCAACAAGAAUGGUAACAGCCCAGACACAAUUGGCAGCAAUCCGAGGCACGCAGCCAUGCCAACACCCGUCCCCAGCUUUGCAGCGCACAAGCCCCAGUCGGCCCACACUGGCACCUUCGCCACUUCCCAGAAUCAACGACAAGCAAAGACUCAACCUUACACCAGGACAUACAAUGCUGACAACAUGGGAAAUAGAAAUCCACAACCGGCAAGCAUGCUGCCGUUUCCCACCCCAGCGUUUCCCACACCUUCGAUUGCCCAAUGGUCCACAGCGCCUCCCAGUCAAGCAUGUCAAACAGAGAAUGUACCGAAGAACCCGGGCCCUCCCGAACUGCCCCUGACCGAGGACUGGACCCCCAAGAGGACCAUGCCGGCCGUUCCCGCGGCCAGCAGGCCUCCCCCCGCCUGCGCAGACCUCAAGCUCCGGAGCAUUGGCACCCGGAGCAGCAGUCUGAGCAGCAGCAGCAGUAGCAGCGUCAUCGUCGGCGGAGCCACGGGGGGCGGGGACCUCCCCCUCAACCCCAAGGUGGUCAGCGGCUUCAAGAGGAUGUUCUCCAACCAUCCCGACGGAAUUUGGCUGAAGGACUUCGCAGAGGUGUACGAGAGCGAGACCGGCCAGGAGCUGCGGGUGGGCGAGCUGGGCUUCAGCACGCUGCUGCAGCUGCUGGAGAACUGCGCGGGCACGCUGGAGGUGAAGCGCCCCGUGCAGGGUGGAGACUUCAUGGUAUGCCAGGUGGACCGACAGAGGCAGCCCAUCCUCGAGCCCAGGGUGCUGUCCACCCUGGAGAGCGCGCUCAGGGCGAGCGACUCCCGGGGCCUGUCGCUGGACGAGCUCCUCCAGGCCUACCAGGAUCUGUCGGGGGUGCCCCUGAGCCCCUCGGACCACGGCUUUACCAGGCAGGCCUUCGUGCUCUUCCUCACGGGGCAGCUGCCCGUCGUGUACGAGCCCCUCGGCAAAGGCCAGUUUGUGCUGAAGUGGAGCGACAUUGGGCGGGAGGACGGCGGCUCGGUUGAGGCGCCUCCCGUGGCCCGUGCCCCUGUCGCGAGCCCACCCCUGCUGGCCUACGGGCCCUUCCGGGUACAGGAGGGCCUCGUGGACCGGGAGUACUGCCCCGUGUACGUGUCCCAGGUCUUCAGCAUCCACAACUUCUACGUGCAGCUCAAGGGCAACGACACCUCCCUCCAGCUGGAGGUGCUCAUGAACGAGCUUGAGACGGUGUACGAAGGCCACAGCUCGGACACUCAGGUGGUGGACGAGCGGCAUAUCAGGCCGGGGUUUCCCUGUGCUGCCCCGUACACUUACAGCGACGGCAGCUCCGACUGGCACAGGGGCAUGGUGGUGUCGGUGGGACAGGACCCUCUCUCCUGCAAGGUGGUUUCCCCGCAAUCGGUCGUUCCAACAGAGUGGGCAAGGCUUGUCAUCUCUUUGCAGGUUUUGUACGUGGACUACGGAACUAUGGCCGAGGUGAAAAAGACCAUGCUGCGCACCUUGAAGGAUGAGUUUCUCGUCUUACCAGCUCAGGCCAUACGUGCUACGAUGGGCCACCUGAAGCCCUUCUCCCCAUCUGGAUGGACAGCACAGUCCAAGAGUCGCUUCAUGGAGCUAGUCAGUGGCGAUCGCACACUGAUGUGCAAAGUCCUCGAGCGUCAGGGAGUCGCCUACUCCAUAAAUCUGUGCGACACCACCAAUGAUCCGGAUGUGCACAUCUCGGACAUCCUGGUCGAGGAGGGCCAUGCGCUGCCCGCAGACACCCUGCCAACCCAAGUGGAGGUGGGCAGUCAGGCGGCUGCCCAAGCGGUCGACCAGCAGGGGAGACGGCUUGCCUCCCAACAGGCCAGCGGCAGUGCCGGCCCACAAGCCGGCCAGCAGGUCGUCCAUCCAAUUUCCCAGUCAGUCGCUCGGCAUGCCGGCCAGCAAGCCAACCCCCGAACUGGUUUGGAGGCUGGCUCACAGCUGGCUCAGCCGACCGGCCUGCCGGUGCCCGAGCGAAUCGUCAGGCCGGCUUUCGAGUCGGCCGGUCAGCAGAACGGCCAACCGUCGUCCAGCCGAUCUGCUCCCGAGCCGGCUGGGGCCCCCGAAGAGAACGAGGACUUUAUGAGUGUCCUCAGGAGGGAGCUUGAUGGCCCCUGCAACGCUAGGUCAAUCAAGCCAGAGUACCUCAAGUCUGGCAAGUGCCUCAUGGUCCUCAACUACGACCAAACGCCCUACGUGAGCUCUGCUAACGUGGGGCAGCUGUUAGGACUAACGUCGGACCAGCUGCUUCAAAAUCUGGAAGAAAAACAGAUCCAGUUUCGUAUCCUCGUGCUGCACAGAGACAGUAAUGUCGAACUGUUCAACCAGAUGGCUGGUUACAACGUUCCCGGGGUGAAGGUGAAGCAGUUGUUGGCUCCGCAGGUGACAUUCUUCAAAUUAAAAAACGUCAAUGACCUGCUGAACCUCUUCGAGUUCCCCAGCCAACGGUUGAGGCAUGAGGUGUCCUCUGUCUUGAGGUCGUUCGACCCGAACGCUGACUAUUGGAUGAACGUGUCGGACGACAGCGAUUCGGACGACUCUCCAUCGGUGGAAGACGAACUGCGCAAACUGAGCGCACGCAGAAAAGAGAUCCACGCCGACAUCAUGACAAACAAGGUCUCGAAUCUGAAGGUGGAUGAACUGAGCUCCAUCGAGACGGAAAUUGCAAGAUGUGAAGCACUCCUCUCUGAAAAAGUCAAGCGGACCAUACCCGAGGGACCCCAAGUGGCGGCCUUCACCAAUGGAUACGCCGCACCCCUCGAAGACUGGUGACUCCUGCCGUUCAAAGCAACGCUACGCCUCAUGUAAAUCAACCGACCGCAGUGCAGUGCGGUGUGAUAGUUGUUAUUGUUUCCCAUCGUCACAUCACUUUCUGUUCGUUCAUUUAUCUGCAGAGAAGUAAUGCAGGCUCUCCUUUUUUUUCUCGAGGACUAUUACGUAAAGUGAGGGAUUUUCGGACGAGCAGCAGAGCAAGGCCGGAGCGACUGGUGUGUUUAUGUGUAAAAGUGUGAUUAAGUUCGGAAAUUGUAUAGCGCACAGACUGCGUACGAUGCAGCCCUUACGCCAAAAAUGUUUGCGGUUGUGCAUAGUUUCCUUUUUAUUGAAUAAAAGGUCCGGAUACAUGCCUA